AUGACUGAGCGUCCUUUGACUAAAGCUGAAAUCAAGAAAAUCGAAGAUGAUUUCAACAAACCUAUCAUAAUGGAUGUUACUCCCCGUGAGCCGACUGUAAAAGAUGCCAAGUUCUUUUUUAUCAUUCUCAAUUCUAUGAGAAUUGUCCCUGAUAUUGAUUGGGCUCUUGUCGCUCAUCGUGCUGGUUAUGCCAAUGCCACUUCGGCUCGUACUCGCUUUGGACAAAUUAGGCGCAAACUUCGAGAUCAUUACGGCACGGAAACCUAUCAAGACAAAGUCAUCCCUAAGGUUGUGGACGGAAUUUCUAAGCGUGGUAAAGGCAAAGGAGCUGCAACUAACCCCAAACCUCCCAAAUUUGUCACGCGCAAGACUACCAAGGUUGCGGCUCCUUGGAAUGUUGACAAAAACAAGCCGUCGAAGUUCGCACAAAAUUAUGGUCAAGGAUACGUCAUAUCGAGAAACGAUGACAACGAAGCAAAUUUCAUCACCAGCGCUAAUGAGCGUGAUGAUUUCGACUCCGAGAAUGAGUAUCAGAAUGAAGAGAUCUUCGACUUGCAGACAUAUCCUGGAUAUGACAAGGAUAAGAACACCCUUGCUGUCAGUGAUCAGGGAGACACGGAUGAUGACACUAGGGAAGAAGAUGGCGAUGACGAGCAUUUCUACGAUGCUGAUGAUGCAAAGGUCACUGAGGCUUAA
Molecule: messenger RNA, 696 nt
Organism: Sclerotinia borealis F-4128
Lineage: Eukaryota; Fungi; Ascomycota; Leotiomycetes; Helotiales; Sclerotiniaceae
Source: the annotation of a GenBank genome assembly